Messenger RNA from Ogataea polymorpha, 411 nucleotides. RefSeq lists its product as uncharacterized. The coding region runs from base 1 to 411 and encodes 136 amino acids. The record is from RefSeq and is a predicted model, not a curated record. Gene Ontology annotation, cellular component: endoplasmic reticulum membrane. NCBI's taxonomy places the organism in Eukaryota, Fungi, Ascomycota, Pichiomycetes, Pichiales, Pichiaceae. The transcript has a single exon. Gene Ontology annotation, biological process: GPI anchor biosynthetic process.
AUGUACCUGAUUAUUUCGUCUUUAAUCUCUGUCUUUGCCACGGUCCCCAUCUUCCUUUGCCUGUUGGUCUUCGGGGCUCCUAUUGGAUCUCUGACUGAGGAAACAGCUUUUCUGGCUUUGCAUCUGUCAUUCCUGACAGUUUUCCCUCUUCUUCUAGUUUACAAGUUCACCGAUCCAGACGCAAGAGAUACGUGGAUCCGGUUGCUCACGUUUCAGGUGCCAGCAUUCUACAGAAAUCAGAUCUAUUUGCAGGCUAUGGGCGCGCUCGCGGGUUGCUGGUUCGGUGUGUUUCCUAUCCCUCUUGACUGGGAUAGAGAUUGGCAACAGUGGCCAAUCACUUUGCUCGCAGGUGCCUACGUGGGGUCGUUUGCCGGAAGUUUGAUCGGCUACCUUUAUAGCAUAUUUGAAUAG